Penaeus indicus is the source of this 4015-nucleotide messenger RNA. RefSeq lists its product as uncharacterized. The coding region runs from base 1127 to 4015 and encodes 962 amino acids. The record is from RefSeq and is a predicted model, not a curated record. Lineage: Eukaryota; Metazoa; Arthropoda; Malacostraca; Decapoda; Penaeidae. The transcript is spliced from 5 exons.
CGACCAGAGCCAGUGCCACUCUGGUCGUCAGCGAGGGAGGUUGUUGCGUCCGCCGUCCUUCCCCCUCGGAAUAUGCUCCCAUGAAAAAAGGCAAAAUCAAGCAGUGCAAAUCCCUGAAUGAACUGUGCAGGUACACACAGUCGUAAAUACACACAGCCGUGCACGUGAGAGAGACCAGAAGCACGGAGUGAAGCAUGCCAAAAACCCCGUGCACGUGGUAGCAGCAGCGUCGGGUAGGCCCCCGUGACCCAAAAGGCUUACUUACACACCGUACAGAAGAGCCGAGCAGGUAUACGAAUCCACAUUGUGCACUGCAAGCUCCCCGACCCGGCCAGAGCGAGGUCAUGGGAUUUCGGUGACUGCAUUGUGACUCUACUGACGGCGAAGAAGGAGGCUUCAAGUAGUUUCAAGGCGUCACGAAAGAGAGACCCCAAUCUCGUUCCAAAAAAGAUCUACCCAGAUGUGAAGAAGUUGCAAGAGACGAGUGUGAAAUAUACAGAAAAAAAAAUCAACUAAAGCCCGGUUUUGUGUGAAGGAUCGAAAAAAGAAGUUUUUAUUUGUUUAUACUGUUUUGUGCUGACUAUGUUAAAUGUACAAAAGAAAUAGAAAUAACACAAUAAACGAAGAGUAUAAAUACACUCGUAGAUUACUAGGAAUACAAAUAAAAGCAAGCGGAAAUUAUUAAUGAAGAAAAAAAUGAAAGGUAAAUGUCAGUGCUAGACGCUUGUGUGGUUAGAACUGAUUAUGAUGCAUUAAGACAAGGAAACAAAAACUGACAAUGAAUUUUAAAAAAUGAAUAAUGUUUCAUCUAGUGUAUUCCUAGCUUCAUGUGACACGUGUGAAUCUAGGCAGUCUUUUUACUUUGUUAUCGGUAAGAAGAACAGGUGACGACAAGUACUAUGGUGUUAUUCAGAAACCUUUGUUAUCAUUGUUAUCUAAAAUCAGAAACUGGUAUUUAACCCGUCAUAAUAACACGUCUUAUUCCUAAAUGUGUGCUGCUAAGUGAUUCUUAUUGUUGAGUUAUUUGUUGAUAAAUAUAUACUCUAUAUCCUGUAUCGCAUCCGUAAGUGUGUACGAUGAACAAGAAAAGAGGUUUGGCUAAUAUGACGGCAGCAACACCUCAGUAAUGGAAGCCACACUGACAACAAGAUGCCUCCAGACAGCUCUCUCCUCGUCGCCGCCAUCCGCUGUCACUUCCCAACAGACACUCGCAGAUCAGAAGCCUUCCCAGGAACUCUCUCCCGAUUCGGGGAACGGAGAAGACCUGGACGAGUUUGAUCCUCUGAAGGCCUCCCCGAAAUGCUCUGACACGAAGAACGAAAGCGACCAGGAAGCGCUGAGGAGUCUAAGUAACUCGACGAUCUCCCCGUUCGACUGUCUCGACAAGGGCAGAGAUAUGACAGCAGUGGAAUCGGCGGAGGCCAACCAGCUAAGUGUCGAGAAGGACGGUUCACCGGAGAGUGAGUCAGGAGGACAAGUAACUAUAGAUAGUCACAAAGAAAGAUCAAAGGAAAGUGAAAGAAAAGAACAGUUCUCAACACUCAGUGAAAAAGAAGCGAAUUUGAUAUCAUUGGAGGAAAAGCCACAAGUCUCCCUAAUUUCACCAAACCUUGGUGCGCAAAAUAUACCUAAAGAGAGUAUUGUACAUUAUUCAGAUGCUUUUAACAAUAGAGUGCUUAAUUCCUCCAUCCUCGCUACAUGUGGUUCCUCCCUCCCAUGUGGACCUUUUUCUAGAUCUUGUACACCCAUAAAAAAGAACCAACAGCACCAAGAAAUGAGUGGGCCAUUCAGUCUCCCUGAAGGAAAAGGGGCAUUACAUGAUGGUAUAUUUAAAACUCUGCCAUAUCAGCUUAACUGUGAUAAAACAAAAAGAGGACCCUUCAGUAUCCAAAGCCUUGAAACAGCACAGGAACCAACAACAUGUACAAACCUUUACUACCCUGAGUAUUAUAGUAAUUAUCGUAGUCGUCUCGUAAGGAGGUAUACAAAUCCAGAGGUUGUGAGAACACAGCCUAUGUCAGGGGGCCUUCUAACCACGUCUUGUGAGCUUAUAACAUCUCUGCCGGGACAGUGCGCAUGUGUCAACCCUGGUACGAGCCAUGCCUGUGCAGCCAGACCCACACAUAAAUUGUCUCCAGGUGUUCUCAACCCAGUCUUUGACCAAGGAAGUUGUGAAACGCGUGUUACUUUUGCCUCGAUGCCUUCUACACCAAGAAAAUUUUCACUUGAUCUAAAUUAUAUUCCAAGAGAUUUCAGUUUACCUGAAUUUCCUCAAACAGCCGUAUCCUCUGUCAUUCCCAUCCGUCUAAAGGAGGGAACUCAACUUGUCUCUCUUGAUUCAGCCAAGCCUGAGUAUCAGUGCCUCUCGUCGCAGCCUUCUCCGCCUAUUGUCUCUUCGUCUGAGGAUCAGAACAAUCACUGCCAUCAAAACACAGACACAAAUUCUUCUGCAAUAUCCCAGGGAGUAUCAGAAUCUUCCUUCAGUGUAACUACAAGUAGCUCAGCUUCUGGUACAGGUUUACAAUCCUUAGCCUACAAAGACCUGGGCAGAGACCUCCCCAGCCUUAAUGCUAUGGCAAAGGUGCUAGGAACGGUGAGGAGUAGUGUGAAACCUCCCGUUCUCACCUCACCAGACUGGUUUAGUUUCUUAACUCCAUCCCAGGAAUCUUACACUCAAAAGCUCUUCACUCCUGGGGAUCUGCAAGACGAACUCAUGUACCCUGCGCCAUAUGGGAUCGCUUCAGAAGUCUAUCAAAAUAUCAAUGCUCAGGAAGCUGACUUUGUCCUCCUUAAACCUAGUCGGAAGCCUAGAACGGAACCUUUGCCUCCACUUUCAAAGGCAGACACAGCACCCAAGGAUAGUGAUUCUAAAACAUCAAAUACAGUAAAGACUACUGAUGUGAGCUCAUCAUCACAGCCUACUACACAGUGCGAGACCACCAACAUUCAGAAUAAAAUCACUACUACCUUAAGUUCUGAAACGAAAAAACCUGAGAGUCCUGUGGGUUUAAUUGAACCUUUGGCGACAGAGGAUGAGGAGGCACUGAAGGAAGGUGCACAAGAGAGUAGAAAAUUAAGCUUGAGUGAGAGGAGGAAAACCAGCCUCGAUAAAAUAUACAUACCCAGAGCAGUGGAACCAGUUUCGGUCUUGGAUGUAAAAAUUGAUAACUUUGAUAGGGAUGAAUAUGUGUCAUACAAGAAGACUCUUGGUGAAAAUGAUGUACUCAUACCUGACUGCCCUCUCCUUCCCUGCAAUUCGAUGCUUACAGACCUUUCAAAGAUUGCCAAAACGAGAAGAAACUCCAAAGGAAACAAGAGCACUGAUUCCGAAAGGUCACGAAAAUUACCAAUCAUAACAGAUCACAUAAUGGAGACAAAUCUUGAAAAUCUUAGCAAAAGCCGUGAGCAAAAGACUCCCUCUAGAAAACAAAGCAUACCAAAGAAUGAGGUUCCUCAAAAGGACAAUGAAAAUGUUAAAAAUAAUUUGAAAACAACGAAAGACAAGGAAUAUGACCAGCCGUCACAUGAAAAUGAAAAGAAUACCGAUAAAUCAACAGAUAUUAAAGACAAUAAUAAUUAUAUCAACAAUAAUAAAAAGUCUCAGAAAAACAUGGCAUCCCCUGUGACGUCUCCCACGGUGGAAGACCCAUUUUUCCUUCAAGAUCAAGCACUGCCAAAGAGACCAAAUGCUCUACGCAAGCAGUCCCUUCCGACGGAGGAACUGUUUGGAGCGAGGCGCCCAAGAGCCAAUAGGAGAUCUAGUCUUAACCCUUCGUCAGAUUUUCUACAGCCUGGAAGGGCUGCGUGCAGAGGUUCCUUUCCCACAGUCCGAGAGACGGAGGAACACAAUUUCCUGUUUGAGGAUGAUGCCCCCAGGAGAAAAUUGUGGCACCGACGACACGUCCUGAACGCCCGCAACGGAGAGGACUACUUUGUUCCUCCGUCUGAAAAGAAGGAGGGAAGCCCUGAGCGCCCAGGGAGAGGAAGAAGCAAAACUGGGCAGCGCAGCAAUUAA